This is a messenger RNA of Closterium sp. Yama58-4, 1122 nucleotides long. The record is from the annotation of a GenBank genome assembly. Lineage: Eukaryota; Viridiplantae; Streptophyta; Zygnematophyceae; Desmidiales; Closteriaceae.
AUGAGUGCACAUGAGAUGAGUGCACAUGAGAUGAGUGCACAUGAGAUGAGUGCACAUGAGAUGAGUGCACAUGAGAUGAGUGCACAUGAGAUGAGUGCACAUGAGAUGAGUGCACAUGAGAUGAGUGCACAUGAGAUGAGUGCACAUGAGAUGAGUGCACAUGAGAUGAGUGCACAUGAGAUGAGUGCACAUGAGAUGAGUGCACAUGAGAUGAGUGCACAUGAGAUGAGUGCACAUGAGAUGAGUGCAUAUGAGAUGAGUGCACAUGAGAUGAGUGCACAUGAGAUGAGUGCAUAUGAGAUGAGUGCAUAUGAGAUGAGUGCACAUGAGAUGAGUGCAUAUGAGAUGAGUGCACAUGAGAUGAGUGCACAUGAGAUGAGUGCAUAUGAGAUGAGUGCACAUGAGAUGAGUGCACAUGAGAUGAGUGCACAUGAGAUGAGUGCACAUGAGAUGAGUGCAUAUGAGAUGAGUGCACAUGAGAUGAGUGCAUAUGAGAUGAGUGCAUAUGAGAUGAGUGCACAUGAGAUGAGUGCAUAUGAGAUGAGUGCACAUGAGAUGAGUGCACAUGAGAUGAGUGCACAUGAGAUGAGUGCAUAUGAGAUGAGUGCACAUGAGAUGAGUGCACAUGAGAUGAGUGCACAUGAGAUGAGUGCACAUGAGAUGAGUGCACAUGAGAUGAGUGCACAUGAGAUGAGUGCACAUGAGAUGAGUGCACAUGAGAUGAGUGCACAUGAGAUGAGUGCACAUGAGAUGAGUGCACAUGAGAUGAGUGCACAUGAGAUGAGUGCACAUGAGAUGAGUGCACAUGAGAUGAGUGCACAUGAGAUGAGUGCACAUGAGAUGAGUGCACAUGAGAUGAGUGCACAUGAGAUGAGUGCACAUGAGAUGAGUGCACAUGAGAUGAGUGCACAUGAGAUGAGUGCACAUGAGAUGAGUGCACAUGAGAUGAGUGCACAUGAGAUGAGUGCACAUGAGAUGAGUGCAUAUGAGAUGAGUGCACAUGAGAUGAGUGCACAUGAGAUGAGUGCACAUGAGAUGAGUGCACAUGAGAUGAGUGCACAUGAGAUGAGUGCACAUGAGAUGAGUGCACAUGAGAUGAGUGCUUGUACCUGGGAGCACUGA